AUGACAGCCACCACAUAUGUAGACCAGCACGACUCGAAUCUGGGCGUGGAGAAGGAUUACUUGAAACCGACAUUUGAAGACUCAAGUAUGACCAUCUGGUACAAUACUCAACCAAUGCCAGAUGAUAAGUCAAUGAGAACCGAAUCUGUGUUGGAUACACUAUCGGAUGUGUCAGAUGUGAUCCCAUCAUCUUCAGUCACUGUGAUCAUGACUUCUGACGCACACGAUACCAAGGAGUCCAUUCCGGCCGCUAGAUCGAACAUGCUUGGGUCAGUGGGUCAGGACGAGGACCAUCGCACGACAGUGAUCGGAGCUGCAGAUUCCGCCAUACAUUCAAGUGCUGGGCUGAAUCUUGGAAUUGGACAAGACAAUGCUAUAUAUACAGCAGGCUACGACCAAGCAGUUAGCCCCUAUCUAUCGAUCGAUGCCCCUUCAACAAGUGUUGUCCACCAAACAGCGAAACCCUGCCACACGACUAGCAACUGA
Messenger RNA from Didymella exigua CBS 183.55, 486 nucleotides. RefSeq lists its product as uncharacterized. Bases 1 to 486 code for a protein of 161 amino acids. The record is from RefSeq and is a predicted model, not a curated record. NCBI's taxonomy places the organism in Eukaryota, Fungi, Ascomycota, Dothideomycetes, Pleosporales, Didymellaceae. The transcript has a single exon.